AAUCUACAUGCAGGUGUAAAGACCAGCUGAUUUUUCAUGGCCAGCCGGUCCGACAGCGGCUCUAUAAGUUUGCAGAAAUAUUUUGCCGUCUCAGCUGCUGGUCAUUUUUCCCCCUUACCUCAUGUCACCCUUCUCUGUAGCCGUCAAGCCGUUCUUGGUCUUCUUGGUUCUUGCGAUAUGCCCUUUGUCUAUCAAAAAUACCGAAAUCGACUUCUCACAUCCAAUGCACACAAAAAGUUAAAACGGCCUCUUCGAUGGAGCGCAUAGGCGUUCAUUCGCAUAUCCACGGGCUGGGACUCGACGACCGGUUAGAGCCAAGGGCUAAUUCGCAGGGAAUGGUUGGGCAGGCCAAGGCUAGGAAGGCUGCUGGUAUGAUUCUCAAGAUAGUGCAGGAAGGUCGCAUAGUAGGGCGAGCAAUCUUGUUUGCUGGGCCUCCGUCGACGGGAAAGACCGCUAUUGCAUUGGGUAUGGCACAGACGCUGGGUCCGGACGUACCUUUCACCAUGAUUGCCGCCAGCGAGGUAUUCUCACUAUCGAUGUCAAAGACCGAGGCGUUGACCCAGGCAUUCCGACGGAGCAUUGGCAUACGCACCAAGGAAGAGACAGAACUCGUCGAAGGGGAGGUCGUCGAGAUCCAAAUCGACCGGAGUCUGACUGGCGCUACGAAAACAGGAAAACUCACUAUCAAAACUACGGACAUGGAGACUAUCUAUGACUUGGGUACAAAAAUGAUUGACGCUCUCUCGAAGGAGAAAGUCCUAGCAGGAGACGUUAUCACCAUCGACAAGACGUCUGGUAAAAUCACUAAACUCGGCCGUUCGUUCGCACGGUCGAGAGAUUAUGAUGCUAUGGGCGCUGAUACUAAAUUCGUUCAAUGCCCCGAAGGUGAAAUACAAAAACGGAGAGAGGUCGUGCAUACGGUGUCUUUGCACGAAAUAGACGUCAUCAACAGUAGGACGCAGGGCUUCCUAGCUUUGUUUGCAGGCGACACAGGUGAAAUCAAGCCAGAGCUACGGAAUCAGAUCAACACCAAGGUGGCGGAGUGGCGCGAGGAGGGCAAGGCUGAGAUCAUACCAGGUGUCCCUUUCAUCGACGAGGUUCACAUGCUCGACAUUGAAUGCUUCUCAUUCUUGAACCGCGCCUUGGAAAAUGAUCUAGCUCCCUUGGUUAUUAUGGCUUCUAAUCGAGGCAGGGCUCGUAUCCGAGGGACAACUUUCCGCAGUCCUCAUGGUCAUUUUUUUUACUUCGCACCAUGGGAACAACAGCUCUAG
Messenger RNA from Desarmillaria tabescens, 1271 nucleotides. Its product is annotated as TIP49 C-terminus-domain-containing protein. Gene Ontology annotation, molecular function: ATP hydrolysis activity; DNA helicase activity; ATP binding. Bases 255 to 1271 code for a protein of 338 amino acids. The transcript is spliced from 7 exons. Gene Ontology annotation, biological process: chromatin remodeling; box C/D snoRNP assembly; regulation of transcription by RNA polymerase II. Gene Ontology annotation, cellular component: Swr1 complex; NuA4 histone acetyltransferase complex; R2TP complex. NCBI's taxonomy places the organism in Eukaryota, Fungi, Basidiomycota, Agaricomycetes, Agaricales, Physalacriaceae. The record is from RefSeq and is a predicted model, not a curated record.